AUGUCGAUCUACUAUGUCGAUCAGCCUUCCAGGCGCUUCAGGAUCCGCGUCCCGGUUCGCCUGGAGGUGGCUAGGGAGGAUGGAUCGUACGUCUUCCCGCACAUAACCGGCCAUUUCAUGGAUGUCAUGAAUCUGAUCCCGUCAGGAUGUGCAGCGGACUCGCCAGAGUUCUCGGGCAUAUACCGCUGUCACUCUGCCGACGUCUCCGAGGCCGUCGAGCAGCUGCUGAAGAGCUUCGUGCGCAAACUCCUGAUGCUAGGAUGCUUGUCGCAGAAUAUGAGCUGGAAGGCAACGUGCAAGGUCGGGUCGGUGAUUCCUUUCGGCGGCCGGAUGCGGGUGGCACCGACGGUCUUAUUCCCUUUGCCGUUUCCCCUGAGCCCGUUCCUGGCCGGUGUUCGCUUUACACCCAGCUUGGUGAGGCUAAUAGACCACGUCAGCUGCAACGAACAAUGGCUGAGCUCGGCGUUGGAGCCACUGCGUGAGGUGGAUCCUUUCAUGGCGCAGCUGCUGGACAUAUGCCGUGACGUCUACCUGUCUGGCAAGCGCCGCCUGCGGGACGACGUGCGUGCCUACAUUACCAGGGCUGACUACCUGCUGCACCUGGCUGAGCUGCAGUCUGCGCCCAGCAACGCGUCCAGCUCGGGCAGGAUGGAGCACUGCCGAACAUGCCACUACGACGUGUGCCUCUGUGAGCUGCGCAACAUCGUCGGGGGCACCAUCGGCAGCAACGCCGGUUUGAUGAGGUCGUUUGAAACGCUGCCAGGCGUGUACAUGAGGAUGGUGGAGGUGAACACGGUAUCGUGCGCCCUGGCCCACCUGUCCGAGCUGGUGUCCCGAGCCCACAGCGACUGCGUGGACGGGAUGCUGCGGCAGCGCCUUGCAAUCGGCAAGAUGGACCACAUGGGCAUGAUCUCCGGGUUCCACAAGCUCCACCUGCAGAAUUCGCCCCUGGGGGGCAUCGUGGACACCCUCGCCACGGCGCACGAACAUUACGUGAAGCGGCACUGCAGCCUCAUGCACGACAUGCCGCCGUGCAUUUUGCAGGUGGUUACGGAGGAGCUCGGCAACUUCUUCGACGUCUACGCUGUGGCGGACGUGCUCGUGGAGAACUACGGCGUCACCGUCAAGGUGGUGACCAUGCGGGAGCUGUGCCGUUGGCGCCGCGAAGGGAGGCUCUUCGUCCAAACCGCUUCAGACUCCCCGGUACACCUGGUGGAGCCCAAGCGCCAGUUCAACCCGGACAGUGAGGGCAAUCCAGGCCGCCUCUUCAUCGCGUGCCCGCCGUUGAACGGCAGCGGCCAGAACGAGGUCAUCGUUAGGGAGGUCAGCGUGAUUUACUAUCGCAGCUGCUAUUCUGACGACGAAAUGUCGUGCGAUCGCGACAGCUGGGACGUGCGACGCUUGUUUGAAUUCUCCGAUGCCGUCAAGGUGCCAUCGGUCCCGGCGCAACUGGCCGGCAGCAAGCGCAUCCAGAUGCUGCUCUGCGACCCCGCCGUCCGGGCGCAGUUGUCAACGGAGGACACGCUGCCGCCAGACGUAUCGCCUACUGGCGCGUCGAUAUCGCCGGUGUCAGCCGCACUGAACACCUUCAGGAGCGUCAACGUACAGCAGGUGGACCCCUCGCUGGACGCCCACGAGGAAAUAGUCAAGGCGGCGAUAGAGGCCCCCGCGGGGUUCGUGCUGAAGUCGCAGGCGGAGGGCGGCGCCGAGCUCUAUACACACGACAAGCUGGCGGAGGUGCUGCGCAACGGCAUGGAAAACGACCGCAGACAGCUCGCCAGAUACGUGCUGAUGCGCCGCAUCAAGCCGCCGGUGCAGCGCGCGGCGUUCGUCAAGGGAACCGAGGAAGAUGGCUUCACGCUUAGCGUCGAGCGCACGGUGACGGAGAUCGGCAUCUACGGCUGCGCCGUCUUCUCAGGGAAGCGCGUUCUCGCGGAGGAAUGCAGCGGCUACCUGGCACGGACCAAGAACGAGUCCACCGCCGGCGGCGGAGUCUGCGCCGGGCACGCUGCAGUGAGCUCUUUAUUGUUCUUCUAA
This is a messenger RNA of Babesia bigemina, 2037 nucleotides long. Its product is annotated as glutathione synthase, putative. Gene Ontology annotation, cellular component: cytosol. The coding region runs from base 1 to 2037 and encodes 678 amino acids. The transcript has a single exon. Gene Ontology annotation, molecular function: glutathione binding; ATP binding; glutathione synthase activity. NCBI's taxonomy places the organism in Eukaryota, Apicomplexa, Aconoidasida, Piroplasmida, Babesiidae. Gene Ontology annotation, biological process: glutathione biosynthetic process. The record is from RefSeq and is a predicted model, not a curated record.